AUGUAUGCAGGUUGUUUUUUUAAAAUGACUGCUCGAGGCUAUAUUAACUCGGAAGCAAGUGCCUCUGAGCUGAGUGAAACUGGGGUUUAUAACCAGAUAAACAGGGCUGCACCUUAUAACUUCUGACAGGUUUAAACAAUGGACCAAUAAAGCGACCGCAGCACAGCGUGCCUAGGCAUCAGCAGCCCCUUCCAACUCAGUUACGGCUUAUUUUAUUUACUAGAUUUCUGAAUAGACCUGCGCGGGGAUUGCACUAGUAACAACCCACUCGCUUCCGCGUUUACUCAGAAAUAAGACCCACGGAUGAUUCAUCGGCUUUAUUGCCUAGUAAGCAACCAUUGCGCUCUGCACCUAGGAGAGCCACGCCUUUCCAGAGCCCAGCCGGAAGCGCAAGGCAUUCUGGGCCUUGUAGUUUGUGGCGCUCACGGCACUGCUGCGACUAUACCAGUAGCAGUUUCCGCGGUGCCGUGAAAUUCUGGCCUAGGUAGUUCCCCCUCAGUCCAGAAAUCGUUGCUUCGUGGGGCAGUAACAGCCGGUGUGGCCUUCCCUCGACAAAAACAACCGUCUCCGAGCGUUACCAUAGCGACUGAUCCCAAUUUUAAAAACCCGAAAAGCCACUGAGUGAACGUGCUUCAAGCGAUGACGUGCUGCGCAUACGUAACAACGGCCGAGGACUCUGACGAUUAAUGCUUGCGCCAACAAUAGAGAUUCCGGGUGCCUCACACUCCCUUAAGACGCAGGCGUACGCGGCCGGCCGGUAGCGGAGUCCGUGGAGAGGCCUGGGAGGGUGUUUUUCGGGCGCUAAUUUGCCUCAGGCUUCCGCAGUGAGUAUAAGAGCGGGACAAUAAAGACCCGUUUGUGUUUACACGCGCAGUACGUGUGGGUGCGGCGGUUGCGUUCCUUCCAAGUCCCGCACUGGGAGUGAGAUCUGUGCAGCCCCCCCCCCCAGCAGGCCUUGCUAUUCUGUGGGUGGGCGUAUCUUUCUGAGUUGCCAGGGCCUCCCCACCCCCCACCCCUUCGAAGGAUUUCUCAUGACAAAAGCAUUCAGUUGGCCCUGCCUGUCCCGUGGCUGCCUUUCUGUGUUAGGGAAAGCAGCAGGGGGUCAUAGAAUCUUGGAAGGGACCCCAAAGGCCAUCUAGUCCAAUCCCUUUGCAAUGCAGGAAUUUCAGCUAAAGCAUCCAUGACAGAUGGCCACCCACACACCGCCUAAAAAAGCCUCCCAAGGAAGGCGAGUCCACCGCCACCUCUCGUGGGAGUCUGUUCCACUGCUCAACAGCUCUUACUUUUAGAAAGUCCCCCCCCCCCCGAUCUUUAGUCGGAAUCUCCUUUCUUGCAACUUGAAGCCACUGGUUCAACUCCUACCCUCCAGAGCAGGAGAAAACUGGCAUGCUGUCUCCUCCAUGUGACAGCCCUUAAGAUAUUUGAAGAUGGCUAUCAUAUCUCCUCUCAGUCUCUUUUCCAGGCUAAACAUACCCAGCUCCUUCAAGCACUCCUCGUAAGGCUUAGUUUCCAGACCCUUGAUCAUCUUAGUUGCCCUCCUCUGCACAUGUCAGCUUCUCAACAUCCUUCUUAAAUUGUGGUGCCCAGCAUUGGACACAGUAUUCCAGGUGUGGUCUAAGGCAGAAUAGAGUGGCAUUAUUACUUCCCUUUAUCUGGACACUAUCCUUCUGUUGAUGCAGCAUAGAGACAUAGUCAAGGGGAGUGGCCUUUGUCCUGACUGCAUUGCACUCUCUGUAAACUAAUUUUGAGCCAGGGGGCACCAACUUGGAUGAAAUAUUGGGGAGGGGAGAAAGUAAGCCCUGCCCCGCCCCACAUAAUUGACCACAUGACACAACACACACACACCCUAUUUGAAUGGCAUUGCCCAUCAACUUGGGGAGGGGGUUGUCCCCUGUGACCUAGGCGUUGGCUCCUAUGUAUUAAGCAGACUUUGUUGUUGAUCUUAUGUAAGUAGCUCCGGAUCCCUGUUUAGCUGAGGAGUGGGGUAAAAAUGUUUCAAAGCAGUAAAAUAAAACUUGCUGCUGCGAAAUGGGCAGGUGCCUAGAGACAAUACAUUUCUGUAAUGGCUAAUAAAGUCGAGGUUUCUACAGUGCAAUGUAGCAAGUCUUAUUAGUCAGCAAUAUAUUAUGUCCAUUUCAAAGCAAAGUAGCAUCAAAGUUCAAUUGGUUUGCUUUCAACUUUGCAUAUUACUAAUACGGACAUAGUUUUAUGGAGCAUAUAAGGAUACAAACAUUUUGUGAGCCCAUCUGUCACUUUCAACGGAAGAACUACAAAUGGGGAAAACAACCCAGAAAUGGGUUAAAAGGAGGAAAGCAGAAUAGGCUGUACAGUACUGUCCUGUUUCUUCAUCCCUCUUCUGCAGAGUGGGUCAAGACAAAACUGCCAAAGAUGCUAGAAGAGACUGUAUACAAGUGUUUAAAUGCUAAUUCCUUGAGUCUCCGAGCUGAGAUAGGUGAAGUGGAAUAUUUGGUCUCAAAGGAUAGCACUGAUAUUGUGGACAUAACAGAAACCUCGUGGAAUGAAGAGAAUCGGGGACAUGGUUAUCGCUGGAUAUAAAAGGACAACCUGGAGGUGGUGUUGCUGUAGGUCAUAAAUGCAUGAAAAGUGGAGCUUUGAUAUCGUAUUGCAUCCGAGUCUGAUUUAAAAUCUACUCUGUUUUACAGGUUUAAUGCGUGUGCCACUUAUUUAGGAGGAAAAUGUCAUCUGAAAUGUUUUCAAAAGUUCUGGAGGCUCAAUUGCUUCAGACAACAAAGAUUGUAGAAGAACAACUUGAUGCUGAGAUUAAAAAACUAGACAAUGUGGAUGAUGAUGAAUUAGAAAUCCUAAAGCAAAGAAGGCUUGAAGGCUUGAAGAAAGCCCAGCAACAGAAACAGGGAAGUUUCUUGUAGUGGUGUUAACUGUUUAAUAUUCGUUGUUGUUUUAAUAGCUGUAUCAAAUUCACUAACUUGGCAACAGCCCUAUAAGAUACACCACUAUUUCCCUACUGCAGAUGAGAAUGAAGCUGAUAGAAUACUAGCUUGCCUAAAGCUGCAAAGUGAGAUUUGAAGUAGCUCACACUCAUGCAGUCCAAUCCCACUCAUGCUCCACUCCAGAAGAAUUAAAUGUUAUAAAUAUUGUGUUCUUUAUUUUUGUUUUUUAUAUGGUAAACUGUCCUGUGAGCCUCGGAUAAAGGGUGGUAUGGAAAUUUAAUUAAUUAAUUAAUAAUCCUGCUGAAAUCAGUGGGAUUCGUUCUGCAGUAGAUGUUCAUUGGAUUGUAGCCUUACCACUCUUUGCAUAUUUAAUCUAUCUGAAGUCUUUAACGUGAGUUCAGUGGAAUAAGUAAAUAUGAAUAGGAUUGCCUUUGUUGUAAUCCUAUGUAUAUACUUAUUUGGGAAGAAGCUCCAUUGAACUCCCUAGGAAUUGCAUCUAAGUAAAUAUUCACUGGAUGGAUAUGUGUGUUUGUCACUAUGUUACACAGCUUGUUGAAACUUCCAUCACAUCCAUUGGUGUGACACUGGACAAUUAUAAAUGUUAACGUCACCACCUGAUAUAUUAAAAAUAUAUUAUAUAAGGUUAGGAAUUGGCAAAGAAGCUGAUGUUUAAAGUUUUCUAAUAUUUGCACAAUAUUUGCAUGAGCAGGUACUAUAUGUCAGUAGGGCUAGAAACUGUCUUUGGCCAUAAAACUGAAUUUUUCAGACUUGAUGGCAUUUGUAAAUACAGAAUAACUGGUGGAAUUAUGAAUAUUCCUGAUGCUACAUAACAUUUCAGGGGAUGCUUUACCUCUUAUGACAACACAAAAAUACUUAACUUCAAAUGUCUAACAUUUUAUAUUCUUAUAAACAGGAAUGGCUUUCAAAUGGGCAUGGGGAAUAUGUGGAAAUCCCCAGUGAGAGAGAUUUUUUUGAACAAGUGAAAAGGAGCAAUAAAGUCGUCUGCCAUUUUUACAGAGAUACAAGUUUCAGGUAUACUAAACUCCUUAGUACACAAAUACUUACCAAAAUAGGUUGACUGUCAAAUAGCAGAAGAUUUGUUUAGAAAAUUCCAUGAUUAUUUGUUGUAUCUUGAGUAUAGUUGGCUGUGCAGAUUAAUACUUGAAAUAUUGAUUAUAGCCUCGACAUGGCUGCUAAAGUCUUUAGAGACAGCAUUGUCCUUCAGAUCCACUGCUUUAUAUUUUUACAUCCACUCCCUAGUAUCAAGGGCAAAGGGAAUGGGAAACUUGGUAAAUCUACCUUUUGAGUUAAACAUUUAAUAACUUAUAUGCUAACAUUAUGACCAUUGUAAUAACAAACUUACUGACAGGUCAAAUACGUAUGUUGUUAUAAUAAAUUACCGUACUCAUUUGCGAUUUCUACAUUUCAUCACUGUAAAGCACUUUGUUUUAUUUUCUGUUCCUCAGAUGCCUGAUAUUAGAUAAGCAUCUAACAGUACUGGCAAAAAAGCACAUUGAGACCAGGUUUAUCAAAUUAAAUGCUGAAAAAGCUCCGUUCCUGUGUGAGAGACUUCGCAUCAAAGUAAUUCCCACACUAGCACUUGUAAAAGAUGGCAAAACACAGGAUUACGUGGUUGGUUUUACUGAUCUUGGUAAUACAGAUGACUUCACCACAGAGACCUUAGAGUGGCGAUUAGGUUGUGCAGAUAUAAUCAACUACAGGUAAAUGAAAUUAUCUCCUUUUUUGUUUCUUAAUGUAGCUGGUGCAAUAUUAAAGGUACUUAAAGCAUGGAAAAUCAAGAAGGGAAUCUUUCUGGCAAGGCAACAAAAUAAUUCUAAACACUGAGUAUUGAUCGUUAUAUUGUUGGGGAAAGUUUCUUUCUCUGUACACUGAUCAUUUUUAAGGGAUUUUUAAAAAUAAUGAACUGGUAUUGCUGCCUUCCUUUAACUGUGAAGCAGCAAGAAAUUGUGGAAGGUAUUUCUGAACAUGUAAUACACUUGGUUACACCUUUAAUUCACAAAGAAUGAGCUAAGGCCCGGCUCUUUUUUGUAAUUAUGUACUAGUGAAAGAUUCAGGAAGCAGAAUAUGUGUCCCCUCUGCUGUAACCGUGAGAGAACUACUCUGCUUCAAGCAGUUGUACUCGCAAGAUAACAGAAUCUGGCAUUGCGUUUUGCAAGACUUAUACUAUAAAAUGCAGGUGUUGCCUUGGUGGUGUUUUUAAAAAAUAUCGAUUCACAUACAGUAUUGAAAUAACUUUUCCCCCCUUUUAGUGGCAACUUGAUGGACCCCCCUUUCCAGAGCCAAAAGAAGUUUGGGACCACUUUCACAAAGUUGGAUAAGAAAACAAUCAGAGGAAAGAAAUAUGAUUCAGAUUCUGAUGAUGAUUAGAUAUCAUGAUUCAGAUGUUUAUAAAUCAUCUUUUCUUUGAAGCUUGAUACAUUUCUAGGAAUGUUUUAUAAAGCUGUUUGUUUUCAGUACAUUUGCAUAUAAUGCUCAUUUUCUAAAACUGUUUUAUACAACUCAUGAAAAGAAACUGAAUAUUUUUUUCCCCUCGGGGUGACAUUUCUAGGUGAAAAAUCUGAGCUCUUUCGAACUGCGUCACAUGAGACAUGACUUUAAAGCAUUUUGUUAAUUAUAAAAAUAGUCCCUUUAAACUACAUUUUUAGUACUUCAUUUGCCAUUGGAAAUAUUAAUGAAGGACUUCUGUCAAGAAUUGUUAUAAAACCAUUCCAGAAGUAGUGCAUUAAUAAAACUGUUGCUUGUCUGAUAAUGCCAUGUGUAUGGCAUGGUAUUCCCUAAGUUAACAUUGCACUGCAUAUUAUGAAACCAUCUUAGCCUCUUUAAAAGAAUUAAGUCUACCAGUUGUGUACACUGCAUGUUAAAGCUGAAUCAGCAGGUAAUAGCACAUGGCAAAACUAUAUUGAACUGGAAUACAGGCUAGAUUUUUUUAUUUAAAAAAAUCAGAGUGAAAAUUGGUGUUUGCUUUUCCUCUUGAUGUGAAUGCAGUUUAAUACAAUUUCUUGCACUGUUGUUCUUCAGUAAUAGGCAUAUUUUCCAAGAGAAUCUCUUUCGUUUGGGAAUACUAAAAUUCCCUUGGGAAUCUGUGACAGUCUAGCUCCUAGGUAGGUGAAUGAGCUUUUCCUUUGUACUUGUAAAUCCCCAUAGUUGCCAAAAAGUUUAAGUAUAUCUACACUUUGGGGGUGUUGAGAUAAAGCCCAGUCGGUUUAGGAAAUAAGAGAACCUUGCCUGUGAAUCUCUACUUGUGGCAAAUAAAGAGUCAACUCAUUUGAAAGAAAAUGGCUUUCUCUUCUGUCAGAGGGAAGCGAGCAAUGUUGCAGCAGGCUACUGAAUCAGCAUGAAGUCACCAGUGUUGUUAGUUGUGUGCACAGGUCUUGGUUCAGCUUUCUCUGUUUUUCCUUUUGAGGGAGGUGAGGAAACUGCCUCAGUGAGGGGUGAGUGGGCAUAUUGAAUAUCCACCAUUAACAGGCACACCUUAUAUCAGUGGAAUGCACAGCUGUGCCCCAACAUUACUUGCUUCUCUCUGCGGAUAGAAGUAAUGGACAAGCUAUUUCUAGAAGUUAUAAAAGAAGCAUUUAUUACGAAGAUCCAAAAGGAUGGGGUAAUGAGAAGGAUAUAUCUAAGAUGGGUUGAAGGCAGGUAAAAAGGGGGGGGAAGGGUUUCAGUGUAGUGUUUUGAGUCUACUGGAUAGGCAUAGUUGGUAGGCAGAGUCUCUGUGUCCCAGCAAAUUCUGGGUAUUGUCUGCCACAAGAGGUGUAAAACCGAUCUGGCUCUUUUGCACAGUAGGUCAGCAAUAUUGUUCUCUUAACUAAGUCAGUUGGUUUUUUUUAACAUUUAUGUAAAUGAAAAUAAAAUUAUUUGAAUUCUAUGUGCUAAGUGCCUGUGUAUGUUUUUGCUCAGCCUGCU
Messenger RNA from Podarcis lilfordi (Lilford's wall lizard), 6833 nucleotides. The record is from the annotation of a GenBank genome assembly. NCBI's taxonomy places the organism in Eukaryota, Metazoa, Chordata, Lepidosauria, Squamata, Lacertidae.